CUCGCGACUACGCAUGCGUUAACUUUCUAAAUCCAAGAUGGACGCCAACUUGAAUCAGCUGAAGUUACAGAUCAAUAAGAGUCUUGGUGAUGCGUCUGUAGUGGUAAAGGCAUCUUGUGGGGUGGUUUGUGUCCUAUAUGUACUAACGUUUAUUCCCCCAGUUUGGCCUGCAUUAGCAGUUUGCCCAGGGUUCUUAAUACCACCCAACUUCAGAAUAUGGUCAUUGAUUACAGGAGGUUUCCUAGAAUAUAGAAUAUGGAAUGUUGUUAUUGAUAUUAUUAUUUUAGUCUUGUGUGGUAAAGUUAUUGAACCACUUUGGGGAGCUUUGGAGUUUUUAAAAUUUGUUCUUAUUCUUGAUGUUGGGACAUCACUUGCUACAUCAGCUCUCUGUCUUUUUAUUUAUAUGGCUACAUUUACUACUGAUAUAUGGUUUCUCCAGUUUAGUGGGAUGACAGGAAUCAUUUCUGGUAUGUUAGUUGCCUUUAAACAAAUCAGUCCAGACCAAGAACUUUAUAAAGGGAUGCUGAAUCUUAGAAUCAAGCAACUCCCUUCACUAGUGAUAAUCCUAUACACUGUACUGUGUCUUGUUGGCAUUGUACCAAUCAUCCAGCUGCCUCAGAUGGUUUCAGGGAUUCUCUUUGCAUGGGUUUAUCUAAGAUUCUACCAACCUAGAGCUAGAGGAGCCAGAGGAGAUCUUAGUGAAGAGUUCUCUUGCGCAUCAUUCUUCCCACAUCAAUUACAAUCUCCUGUCCGUUUGGUGUCAAAUGUGGUUUUUAACUUUAUGGUCAAAAUUGGUGCAUGUAGCAAACCUGUAAGAACAUAUGAUGUUGGUGCUCCAUCAGCCAUUACUAUUAGCCUUCCUGGUAUGGAUCCUGCUGAUGCAGAAAGAAGAAGGCAACGAGCUUUAAAAGCAUUAAAUGAACGACUACAAAAACUUGAUCAGGCUCAAAGCAGCUGGCCAUCACUAGAUGACCAACAAGACACUGAAGAUCCAACUGAUUUAACAAUGGAAGAAGUACCAACUGUAAUAAUCGACAACAACGCUCAAGCUCUUAAUCCUGAAGGACAAAGCAGUAAAGCCACGAUCCCAACUUAGCUUUUUAAGUUAAUAUUACUACCGGUCGGUUUAUGAUGGCCAUUCUCUCAGCCAGUCAUGAAAUCAGGGCAUUUUUACAGCUGGGACCAAGAAAAAUCAUCUGUUCACAACUGCGGAGAUUCAAUAUACUCAAAACGCCGUCAUUGCUAGUGAAGUGCAAGUAGUGGGCUAGCGCAAUGGUGUAAUAGGCUAUUGCCCUUGUUAAAGAUUGCAUUCUACAUGUAAAUGCAACUGUAUUAAGAUGAAGUAACUUUGAAGAAAGAUAAACAUUUGUGUAGGUCAAUUUCAAGAGAACGUUGGUGAUAGAUAAGGGUUUUCUAUAUAAAUAUUUUAAUUUGAAUAGAGAAAAUCAUAUGCAGUCAGUCCAUAAGUUUGUGCAGUUGUAAAGAUGAUACAGUAUAUAUUAAUUCAGUGGCAGAGGGAGAGGGGCAUUGGGUCGGUGCAUGGGCACCCCCUAGUACCCCAACACAUGCACACUGCCCGGUGCCUCUAGUGCACAUCCAGGGUUUUUUAUAUAUUAUGACAUCAUACAUUAAUGACGCAUCCCUUGGGAAACACUCUGGACAAUGUUGUUGUCAUCCUUGUCUCUAUAUCUGCACAAUGUUGAUUGCAUUGGCUGUAUGUGAUGAAACCAAUGUAAUGCAUACAAAGUUUAAAAUAAGGUUGUCAUUAUUAACACCCAUUUUGUACAACAAACUAUAAUGGGUGUUCAGUCCACGCAGGUUUUGACUGCUAAGGAAGUUCUCCCUGGGAAACCGUUGUUGCUUUUUCUUUACAAGAAUGCAAGUAGUUGUAGAGAGUUUUUCGGGUGCUUUAAAAAGUGAGAGGGCUACAGCUGUUAUGAUGCUUUAUUGUGCUAAAUAAUUAUCAAUAAUUUGAUAUGUACAUGCAAUAUGAUAUGGUCCCAAAUAAAUCCUAUAUAAAGUAUAAAAAUA
Exaiptasia diaphana is the source of this 2031-nucleotide messenger RNA. RefSeq names its product transmembrane protein 115. The record is from RefSeq and is a predicted model, not a curated record. Gene Ontology annotation, biological process: retrograde vesicle-mediated transport, Golgi to endoplasmic reticulum. The transcript has 9 exons. Gene Ontology annotation, cellular component: membrane; Golgi apparatus. Lineage: Eukaryota; Metazoa; Cnidaria; Anthozoa; Actiniaria; Aiptasiidae. Bases 38 to 1096 code for a protein of 352 amino acids.